Molecule: messenger RNA, 2591 nt
Organism: Microcebus murinus (gray mouse lemur)
Lineage: Eukaryota; Metazoa; Chordata; Mammalia; Primates; Cheirogaleidae
Gene: RP2
Product: RP2 activator of ARL3 GTPase
Biological process (GO): post-Golgi vesicle-mediated transport
Cellular component (GO): periciliary membrane compartment; cilium
Molecular function (GO): GTPase activator activity
Source: RefSeq, a predicted model, not a curated record
GCGCUGAGCGGUUAUUGGCUGCAGUGGGUUGUCAGGGCGACUGAGGGGAAAAGGAGAAGGGGUGCUGGGCCUGGCGGGCUAACCGUGGCUGCCGUCUGCUGGGUGGUUCCGCGGGGCGGUGUCCGGAGAGCUGCGGGGCCAGGGCACCCAGGGUUCACCCACACUCCCGGAGGUGCCUGAGCGAGUGGGCCGGCCAGUGAGACCCACAGGCCGGAACCAUGGGCUGCUUCUUCUCCAAGAGGCGAAAGGCUAAGAAGGAGUCGCGGCCUGAGAACGAGGAGGAGCCGCCAAAGCAGUACAGCUGGGACCGGCGCGAGAAGGUUGAUCCAAAAGACUACAUGUUCAGUGGAUUAAAGGAUGAAACUGUAGGUCGCUUACCUGGGAAAGUGGCAGGACAACAAUUUCUUAUUCAAGACUGUGAGAACUGUAACAUCUAUAUUUUUGAUCACUCAGCUACUAUUACCAUUGAUGACUGUACUAACUGCAUAAUUUUUCUGGGACCAGUGAAAAGCAGUGUGUUUUUCCGGAAUUGCAGAGAUUGCAAGUGCACGUUAGCCUGCCAACAAUUUCGUGUGCGGGAUUGUAGAAAGCUGGAAGUCUUUUUGUGUUGUGCCACUCAACCAAUUAUUGAGUCUUCCACAAAUAUCAAAUUUGGCUGUUUUCAAUGGUACUACCCUGAAUUAGCUUUCCAGUUCAAAGAUGCAGGGCUCAGUAUCUUCAAUAAUACAUGGAGUAACAUUCAUGACUUUACACCUGUGUCAGGAGAGCUCAACUGGAGCCUUCUUCCAGAAGACGCUGUGGUUCAGGACUAUGUUCCUGUACCUACUACUGAAGAACUCAAAGCUGUCCGUGUUUCCACAGAAGCCAAUAGAAGCAUUGUUCCAAUAUCCCGGGGUCAGAGACAGAAGAACAGUGAUGAAUCAUGCUUGGUGAUAUUAUUUGCUGGUGAUUAUACUAUCGCAAAUGCCAGGAAACUAAUUGAUGAGAUGGUUGGUAAAGGCUUUUUUCUAGUUCAGACAAAGGAAGUGUCUAUGAAAGCUGAGGAUGCUCAAAGAGUUUUUCGGGAAAAAGCACCUGACUUCCUUCCUCUUCUGAACAAAGGUCCUGUUAUUGCCUUGGAGUUUAAUGGAGAUGGUGCUGUAGAAGAAUGUCAACUUAUUGUAAAUGAGACAUUCAAUGGGACCAAGAUGUUUGUAUCAGAAAGCAAGGAGACAGCAUCUGGAGAUGUAGACAACUUCUACAACUUUGCUGAUAUACAGAUGGGAAUAUGAAAUACAGUGUGGAACCAAAGACUUGGUAUUAAGCCCUUUCCAAGUUGUAUAUUUAGAGUUUGACAAUAUAAUACUUUUGUAUAUUAGCAAUGGUUUUUAUGAAUGUUAAAUUGUUAAAAGUUUAUUUUUUAAUAAACUUGAAUACUGCAUCAUUUACUUGAGUUUCAAAAAUAGUUCACUUUAAAUUAAGUAGUUUUAAUCAACUUAUUAACCCACUUCAGUAAACUUUCAGUUUUGUUUUACUGAAUGAUACUCUUAUUAGAGAUAGAAGUGGCUAACAGCUUAUGAUUUUAAUCCUAUUUAAAUGUUCUUUCAGAUCUUUAAUAAUUUAAACUUUCCUCAGUACCCAUGAUAUUUGUUUGAGAAUAUAUUUUGUCACUAAUCUUUUUAAAUUUAGAGAUAUUUGUUACUAGUUGAUCAAUUAGAAUGAACCUAUGCACGUUUUUUCAUGUAUACACAUCCAGUUAAAUAAUUGCUUCCUAGUUGAAUUAUAUGACAGGUGAGAUUUUGUACAUGGAGUUGACAUAAAACUUUGUAAACUGAAUUUUUUAAAGAAAUAGGCAUUUGAUAACCAGCUUUACAAGUAACUCUACUAACUGAUUUUAGUAUAGCUAUUUAAAGACUACUUUGUAAUUUGAUUAUUUGAAUAAAUUCUACAUUGUUUAGUUUUUUAAUACAACUGCUAGAUGACCUUUCUGCUUCCUAGUGAGAAAAGGUAUAUGCAACACUAAAACUAUAGAAGCCCAAUCACCAGCAGUUUUUAAAAAAGUGGUAACUGUUUUAUCAGCUCUUGUGGGCUAUCAAAAGAAUUAGAACAAAACCUUGUAACUUUUAGGUAAGAAAUACUUAGGCAUGAUGAUAAGCUAUGCAGAUUUUUUAAAAGUUUGAUACAUUUGAUUUUAAUUAGAUAUGCCAUUCAUAUAAAGUAAUAUUCUAGUAUGAUAAAAUUAUUUUGGUUGCUUUAAAGUAUUAUUUCCCAAAUCUACCUGACUAUAAUUUAGUGAGAGGCAGGGGAGAGCUACUUGUUUUAAAAAUUCUCAUUAUUAGACCCAAUCCUCAGAUGUAUGGAUUUAGUCUUCAGGAGGUGUUAACAGGUUGAUCUUGUGAGAAGGUACUGGACCUGCAUCCAUAUCACAUAUAGUAGAUAUCAGGAAAUCAGCUUGCAUAGGCCUAUUUUUAAAAGGAAUCUGAAAAUUUGAUUCUAUUGUGGUAAAACUAAGACUGAAAAUAGCCACUUGUGUAAAUUCCUUUUAUGAUUUUUACUAAAAGUGUAGUUUCAUGUUUGAAAUGUUUUUGAAUAUUUUCGGGUUAAUUUAAAAA